CUUCCGCUUUGCGUUUCUUUUGGCCCCAGCGACUCGCCGUCGCUCAGGAGGAGGCGUUCACUAGAUGGAGUGAUGGCGACUGGGACGCCAGAUUCUCAAGCGCGAUUCGGUCAGUCUGUGAAGGGGCUCCUCACAGAGAAGGUGAACACCUGUGGUACGGACGUCAUCGCGCUCACUAAGCAGGUGCUGAAGGGCUCCCGGAGCUCCGAGCUGCUAGGUCAGGCAGCUCGAAACAUGGUACUACAGGAAGAUGCCAUCUUGCACUCAGAAGAUAGUUUAAGGAAAAUGGCAAUAAUAACAACACAUCUCCAAUACCAGCAAGAAGCUAUUCAGAAGAAUGUUGAGCAGUCUUCUGAUCUACAGGACCAGCUGAAUCAUCUGCUGAAAUAGUGCAGCUUGUAAGAGGGCAAAAGCACUUCUGUGCCGACACUGAGAAGGAAAUCUUUUACUUAACCACUGUGCUAUGGGUUUGACUUUCCAUUUUCUUCUCCAAAAGUUAAGUUAGAACAGAUUUGUGAUGGUGUAUAAUUCCUCCUGAAAGAAGCUAGGUGGUUGAAUUUUGGAAGUACUUCUUGAAGCAGAGUAACCCAUGGUCUUAUUGAAUUUUUUAAUUGCUCUGUUUAGUUUGAUGUUAAAGGAAAAUUAAAAGAGGUCUUAGUUUUUCCCCUAGAACUUUUAUAUGUCAAAAGCCAUAUCAACUAAAUAUGAUCCUUAAGCAAAUACUGAAUAAUGUUUUAAAUUCAGAAUUAGGGAUUCUAUUGUGAAAACAUAGGACUAAUUAAUAUUCUUUUUUAAAGACUUUUUUUCUUUUAAUCAUACAUUCAGAAAUGGUAAUAGGUAAUACCUGUUCUUUCCCUUCCCUUCCCUUCCCUUCCCUUCCCUUCCCUUCCCUUCCCUUCCCUUCCCUUCCCUUCCCUUCCCUCCCCUUCCCUCCCCUCCCCUCCCCUUCCCUCCCCUCCCCUCCCCUCCCCUCCCCUCUCAGAGGAAAUACUUAUUUUAUUCAUUGUAGCAAAUUCCUGAAUGAAAGGUAGGCAAAUGGUAUCAUAUCUGGCCAGGUGCAGUCUCCUCCCUUGACUUGUAUUCCUAGAGUUUCUUUGUUAUUACUUUUGAUUAAUUGGCCUUGGGUUCAUUUAAAAAUUUUGCUAGUCAUCAGCAAAUUGACUUGUAGAACAUUACUGCCAAAUGCAAAGGCAGUUGAAUUACUGGGAAUGGUUGCAGCAUAGGGUCCUGCCAUGGUGAAAACCUUAUGUUUUCAGAUACUUACCCAUGUUUAUUUAACUCAUCUUACUAAAAGGCAUUGCCUUUGAAUGUCUUUGCUUUGUUUGAAUUUUAAAUGGGACUCUAUCAUGUUCUAGUUAGUUCUUCACUAAGAAAUUGGGAGAAGCUGACAGGAAACUGAUGUUUUCACUGAAAGAAAAAAAAAGCGAGUAAGAGUCCAAUUUAAUUCAUAUUGUAUAUCGAGCCAGCUAAUCAUAUUAGAUUGUAUUUAUUCCUCAUUUUACCUAUACACAUUAAUUUAAAGUAAAAGAAAAAAAACUAGAUAUGAAGGAAUUCAGUUAUGCUAUUCAUUCUGUAAACACUCAUUACAAUUAUUAAAUGUAAAUGGGCUCAGUUCACCUUCAAAAAG
This is a messenger RNA of Lynx canadensis (Canada lynx), 1627 nucleotides long. RefSeq names its product BLOC-1 related complex subunit 7 (gene BORCS7). NCBI's taxonomy places the organism in Eukaryota, Metazoa, Chordata, Mammalia, Carnivora, Felidae. Gene Ontology annotation, cellular component: BORC complex. The coding region runs from base 73 to 390 and encodes 105 amino acids. The transcript is spliced from 5 exons. The record is from RefSeq and is a predicted model, not a curated record.